CGUGCAGUACGGACGAUCGACAACCGGCCGCACAAUAUGGCCCGCUCACCAGCGCGUAGGAGAGACGACCGCGACACUCGGCGUGACCGGGAUCGAGAAUACGAUCGGAGCUAUCAUCGACGAUCGCGCAGCAGAGAUGUAAGAGGUCGUGGCACUUACCACAGCGACAGAAGUUUGAUAGACAGACAGACCCAGCGCCGCGACGAUCGCCCUCGUGGAGCAAGCCGAGACUACUCUCGCGACCAUCGCGACCGCGGCUAUGAACGAGAUCGAUCCCGAGACUAUGGCCGCGGUCGCCGCGAGCCUCGCUCACCCGAGGAUGAGGCUGAGAAAAGGGCGAAAGCAGAGAGACUGGCCAAGGUCGAGGCAUGGAAGGCAAAGAAAGCCCAAGAGAAGGCCAAGUUCGAAGCCGGAAAGGCUGCUUCUGCUUCUGCCUCUGCUUUAACCCCAACCGCUGCAUCGCCGUCAAACUCGCAGACCACUACAGCUGUCGGCUCGCCAGCACCUGCUCCAACAUUCGAAGAUACACCUGCGACAACGCGGGCCAAGUUCGAUCCUAAGGCCAUCAAGAAGCAGACGGAAGGCAAGUUGAAGCCCGAACAGGCAACACUCGGCGGCGAUGCAGCCGUUCCUGCUAUCGCCAAUGGAAACGCAAACGAUCUGAACACUGUCGCGCAGACAGGAAAUGUGCCGAAAGGUGAGGGCAACAUCACGGGCUUCGGCCUAAACAAGAGCGCUUCCGAAAAGACUGGCGAUAAGACUGCUACAGCAAAGUCUGCUGCCCUGGACGACGAGGAUGAUGUGCAGCGUAAAUUUAAGAAGCUUCCUGACCUUGUCCUCGAGUCUACUACAAGUGAUGUUGCGGAUCCUAAUGGAGAAGAUGACCAAGACGAUGACAUGGAAGAUCUUCGAAGCGACGAGGAAGAGGCUGAAGCCGCUCGACAGGCGGCUCAAAAGCGUGCGGAAGAAGCGCAAGAAGAUCAAGAUGCCACCAUGCCUGAUGCCGAACCCUCAGUACCAGCCACGACAUCUGCUGCUGUUGCUGAUACUGCAAUGGAAGUAGACGAGGACGUCGAUCCACUGGAUGCCUUCAUGAACAAUCUCGAGGAAGUCCCGGAGAGGCGACCACAGCCGAGUGCAGCCAAGCGUGGCACACGAGAGCCCCGGCUCUUUGAUGAGGAUGAUGGCCCAGAUCUUGAUGCAGUCGGCGACAACCCAGAAGAUCUACUGAACCCCGCUAGGCGCAAGAAAAAGGAGAUUCCUGCUGUCGACCACUCGAAAAUUGACUACGAAUCAUUCCGCAAGAACUUUUAUAACGAAUCGAUUGAGGUCUCGGAAAUGACUGAAGACGAUGUGACGACGCUCAGAGCUGAGCUUGACAAUAUCACCGUCAGAGGUGUGGAUCCGCCGAAGCCAAUCACGAAGUGGUCACAGGCUGGUUUUGGUGCCCAGGUGCUGGACGUGAUCCGCGAGAACAAAUUCGAGAGUCCAACGUCCAUUCAGUGUCAAGCUCUGCCGGCGAUCAUGUCUGGCCGUGACACCAUUGGUAUUGCGAAGACUGGCUCAGGCAAGACUCUGGCAUUCAUUCUACCCAUGUUCCGUCACAUCAAGGACCAACGCCCGGUCGCAAAUCUGGAAGGCCCCGUUGGCAUCAUUAUGGCGCCGACUCGGGAGCUUGCCGUUCAAAUUCAUCGCGAAUGCAAACCAUAUUUGAAGGCGCUUGGUCUGCGUGGUGUGUGCGCCUACGGUGGAGCUCCCAUCAAGGAUCAGAUUGCAGAAUUGAAGCGAGGCGCAGAGGUCGUCGUGUGCACCCCAGGACGCAUGAUCGAUCUUCUCGCUGCCAAUCAGGGCCGCGUCACGAAUCUACGCCGCGUUACCUACGUCGUUAUGGAUGAAGCUGAUCGCAUGUUCGACAUGGGUUUCGAGCCUCAGAUUACACGCAUCUUGGGCAAUAUUCGACCAGACAGGCAGACUGUCCUCUUCUCGGCAACAUUUCCAAAGAAGAUGGAAUCUCUUGCACGGAAGACGCUCUCGAAACCAGUUGAGAUCGUUGUAGGAGGUCGCAGUGUCGUGGCUCCCGAAAUCACUCAAAUCAUCGAGGUUCGACCUGAGGAUACGAAGUUCCGCCGCGUUCUGGAGCUGCUCGGCAAUCUACUCGAAGAAGAUGAAGACGCUCGUUCUCUCGUCUUCGUUGAGAGACAAGAAACUGCCGACCACAUCUUCAAGGAAUUGGGCAAGAAGGGGUACCCCAGUGUUUCUGUACACGGAGGCAGGGAGCAGAUCGACCGUGACCAGGCCAUCCUCGACUUCAAAUCGGGCGCCAUACCCAUCAUGGUGGCCACGUCUGUGGCGGCGAGAGGCCUCGACGUGAAGCAGCUCAAGUUGGUGAUCAACUUUGAUUCGCCCAACCACGGAGAAGAUUAUGUCCAUCGUGCCGGCCGCACUGGUCGUGCUGGCAAUACCGGUACUGCUGUUACAUUCGUCACUCCCGAGCAGGAUCGGUAUGCGCCUUUCCUCGUCCGAUGCUUGGAGGACAGCAAGCAAGAGCCUCCAGAUGAUCUCAAAGAACUGGCAGCAACACAUAAGAAAAAGGUCGAGGCUGGUGAGGCAUCUCGGGCAGGUUCAGGCUUUGGUGGCCAUGGCAUCGAGCGGCUUGAUGCUGCUCGUGCUGCUGAACGUGCACGAGAGAAGAGCAUGUUCAAGACUGGAGACGAGCCAGAGGAGGAGAACGAAGAGGCUAAGAAGGAGAAAGACAAGAAAGAGAGCGAGGUGGAGAAGCUUGUCUCAAAAGCUGCCGGCAAGGUCACCGAUCGUGAUGCUCAAGCUGAGCAGACGGGUCAAGGUGCGCACUUGGCCAAUGCUUUGAAGGUGUCGAAGACCGAAACGCCUGCGGCCAAUCCUGCCACCAUCAGCGAUCCUGUUGCCAGAGCUGCAGCGGCGGCGGCCAGUAUCAACAGUCGUCUCGGAACAAAGGGUGCGACGCGUCCGGGAGCACCGAUCGACAAUCGUGGUCCAGACGCCGGAGCGUUCCAUGCUACGCUUGAGAUCAAUGACUUCCCGCAGAAGGCCAGAUGGGCUGUCACGAACAGGACGAAUGUGGCCAAGAUCCUUGAAGCGACCGGGACUUCGAUCACUUCCAAGGGCAUCUACUACCCGGCCGGCAAGGAAGUCAACGCUGGCGACGAGCCGAAGCUCUACAUUUUGGUGGAGGGUGAUACAGAGAUUGCGGUGCAGUCGGCGAUGCGUGAGCUUUCACGUCACUUGACCGAAGGCACACUGCAGGCACAAGAUGCAGAGAACCGUUCUGGAGGCGGAGGCCGAUACCGUGUUGUUUAA
Molecule: messenger RNA, 3336 nt
Organism: Pseudocercospora fijiensis CIRAD86
Lineage: Eukaryota; Fungi; Ascomycota; Dothideomycetes; Mycosphaerellales; Mycosphaerellaceae
Exons: 4
Molecular function (GO): RNA binding; RNA helicase activity; ATP binding
Source: RefSeq, a predicted model, not a curated record